This is a messenger RNA of Mustela erminea (ermine), 5609 nucleotides long. It is a transcript of the gene EFCC1, whose product is annotated as EF-hand and coiled-coil domain containing 1. The transcript is spliced from 8 exons. NCBI's taxonomy places the organism in Eukaryota, Metazoa, Chordata, Mammalia, Carnivora, Mustelidae. Gene Ontology annotation, molecular function: calcium ion binding. The record is from RefSeq and is a predicted model, not a curated record. The annotation marks the transcript as partial.
CACGUGGGCACGGGGGACACGCCCCCAACAAAACUGGAGCUGGCAGCUACCCUCCCAGGCCUCCCGGACUUCCUAUCUUGCGCCCACGCCUCGCGCGGGUCCCAGGGCCAAACUCUCAGCGCAAGGCGGGUGAGACAGAAGGUGCGGGAGCGGAACGCCGACAGAGUCGGGAGUAGGAGGGGGAAAGGAAACUCCAGGAACGCCCCGGGAGUGACGAGGGGAGAAGAAAGCGGGGAUCACCCGGAGAAGCGACACAGAGAGAGGGAUCAGGUCCCCUGCCCCAGCCUCCUCCAAACCAAGCCGAGUAAACACACACGCCCCGCCAAGCCAGCAGCGGCUGGACACCGCCCUCCGCGCCGCUCCAACCAGACCGCGACCGCUAAGCCCCUCCUUUUGAAGAACUCUGGGGCCGCCCCCUGGAAGUUGCGGGGCGGAGGAGUGGGGGAGCUACGCGCUGCAGCGACGGAGCGGAGCGGCCCGGGCCGGGAGGCCGGCAUGGAGGGCGCGGCGGCGGACCCGUACCGACGACCCGCGCGGCGCACUCAGUGGCUGCUGAGCGCCCUGGCUCACCACUAUGGGCUGGACCGCGGCGUGGAGAACGAGAUCGUGGUGCUGGCCACCGGCCUGGACCAGUACCUGCAGGAGGUCUUCCACCACCUGGACUGCCGCGGCGCUGGCCGCCUGCCCCGUGCUGACUUUCGCGCUCUCUGCGCCGUGCUGGGGCUGCGCGCCGAGGGGGCCGCCGCCGGGGAGGCCUCUGGGGAUGCGGCCGCGGGAGACGCAAACCCUGGGGACGAGACCGCCGGGGUCGCGGCCGCUGGGGUGGCCACCGACGGGGACGCGGAUGUCGAAGAGGAGGCGCGCCUGGCGCUGCGCGCGGAGCCGCCCGAGCUCACCUUCCGCCAGUUCCACGCGCGCCUCUGCGGCUACUUCGGCACCCGCGCGGGGCCCCGGCUGCCCCGCGGUGCUCUCAGCGAACACAUCGAGACGCAGAUCCGCCUGCGCCGCCCGCGCCGCCGCCGCCGCACGCCCCGCACGCCGGCCUCGGACCGCGGCCCCGACGGCGGCAGGGACGGCGAGCUCCUGGAGCGGUUGGAGGAGGAGAACAGCAGCCUGCGCGAGCUGGUGGAGGACCUGCGUGCCGCGCUGCAGAGCAGUGACGCGCGCUGCCUAGCGCUGCAGGUCGGCCUCUGGAAGAGCCAGGCGGGCGCGCAGGAGGCUGGGCGCGGUGGGCCCGAAGCAGCGGCGCAGGAGCUGCGUCAGGCGCGGGGCGCUCUGGCGGUGGCCGAGGCCCGCGCCGCGCGGCUGCGCCAGGGCCAGGCCGAGGUGCGGCGGCGUGCGGAGGAGGCCCGGGAGGCGGUGCUGCGCAGCCUGGGCCGGGUGCGCGAGCUGGAGGCGCUGGCACGACAGGUGCCGGGCCUACAGCGCUGGGUGCGAAGGCUGGAGGGCGAGCUGCGGCGCUACAGGUCAGAGGGCACCCAACUCCCCAUCUCAUCACAAGCCAGCCCAGAGCCGGAAGCCAAGAGAGGUGACCCUCCGGACAGUGGAACCAGAAGCCCAGACAGCCCUCCAGAGGGAGCCUGGCAGUCAGACAGCGGUUCUGGUUCCGGGAGCCAACCCCUAGACGAAGUGGACGGGCAGCUGUUCCGCUCAGUGGAAGGCCAGGCCGCCUCCGACGAAGAAGAGGAGGGUGAGGAGAAGUGGCAGAAAGAGCGAAGCUCACUGGCAGAGGUCAAGACGCUGCUGGAGUACCUCUCCAGCUGCAGGAGUGGGUGUGAUGAACAGACAGCCAAGAAGCUCAAGACUUACUUCAGCCACAUUGGCAGUGGUGACGAUGCCUGCACCCUGGGACAGCUGGAGACCCACAUCACCAUGCUGGUGGAGCAUCUGGGGACCCAGAGCUGCCGUGGCAAGGCCCUGGGGACACUUGGGGAGGAGGCAGAGCUGCAGCAGAAGGUAGAAGAGAUUGAACACCUGAGGCUGGAGCUACAAAUGGUGGAGACAGAGCGGGUUCGGCUGUCCCUGCUGGAGGAGAAGCUCAUGGAUGUGCUACAGCUCCUGAAAAGGCUCCGGGACCUGAACAUAUCGAAAAGAGCCCUGGGGAAGAUUUUGCUGAACACACUGGAUGCCUGCAAGGACGCCCCACCCGAGGGGCGAUGUGGACCCUUGGCCAUCCUGGAUGCCCUGCGCCAAGCUUUGGCUGGCUGUGAGCUCCUGCAGGGAGAGCUCUCGGCACCAGCCUCCACAGCUCCUGCACUAGCUAACCCCCUUCUCAUCUCCUGCUGAGGUCACUGGCCCACCUCGGUCAGCCUGACCUCCAUCAGACCAGCCUCCAGAUCAACCUGACUGUGACCAGACCAGUUUCCUUGACCAGCCUGACCACCAUCGGAUGAGCUUCCAUGGCUACCCCAACCACCAUCACAUCCUCAGAACCCUAGAGACCCUGACUCCUGAGACUGGGCUCAACCCCAAAGCUUCCCACAACAGAGCCUGGCAGACUUCAUCUCCUUGAGUUCCUCCCAGGUUCCCUCACAGCCUCUGCAUUCCUGGUGCCACAGUUCACAUUCAAGUCCUGGGGCUGCUGGAUCAGCCCAUACCUGCUGUUGCCUCCCCUGCCCACUUUCUCAUACAGCCCAGCCCAGAAUCCCUUCCCUGGUCUCCUGGGGUCUUCUCCCCUCCCAGCACUGUCCCUUUCCUCUUACUGCUGCGCCCAACCUCCAGGCCACACCUGGCCCACUGGGGAAUCCCCACACCCCCAGAAGUGCUGAAGACCAGGCAGGGCUGGGGAACACAAGGUGGGGAUGAUUACUGCAAGUUUCUGGAGAGAGGCUGCCCUUGAACUAGCUGUAGAAGAAAGGUGGUAUUUAGAUGGACAGAGAAAGGAUUACAGGACCUGGGACACCUUUUUCCCAGGCAGAUAGUGGGUACUGAUUUCACGGAGUCAUGCGAAGGAGUAAGACAAGCUGUCUGGUCUCACCUACCUUAACAUCUCGUAGGAGAGAAAGAUACAUUGGCAAAUAGUGUGAUAUGGGUGAAAUCAGUGCCAAAUCAAGGUAAAAUAUUUUCAAGAGUCCAGCCAAGAGGGGGUCAUCUGAGCCAAAGAGGAUGGAUGCACUACAGAGUGGAACUGUAGGGGUGAGGGCAGGUGCCCAGAAGGACAGUAGCAGGUCAUAGGGGGACUCGAUGGCAGACGACAGACUGGGACUUGCUCCCACAGGCAAUCAGGAGCCAUUGGAGGAUUCUGAGCUGCCUCACAGAGGGUAGGUGGAGGGGAGUGAAGAAGAGGCAACUGCAGGACUACAGGAGGAAGGCGGCACUAGGAGCCUGGAGCCAGAGCUACAGGACACAGGAGGGGAACGUGGGAGAAGGAGGAUCAAGAGGUACCCAGUGGGGAGUCUGGGAGCAGCAGGCACUCCAGAGCAGGGUAGCAGGGACUGGGGACAGACAAUGCCUGACUGGCAUUCCUGACCUGUCUGGUCUCAGACACUCAGCAGCUUGGAUGGGGCCAGGAGGCAUCAGGGAGCCACUUCUGGGAGCCCCUACCCAGUUUCACUAUGGAUCCUCUGGGAAUGGAAUGAAUGAGACAAAGGCCAGUGGCCACUCCUGAGGGGCCACCCUACCCUUGGUCCUGUAGGAUGGGCCAGGCUUUUUUGAGAAAGUCCUCAAGACUCCUCAUGGGCCAGUGGGCAGGACUGGGCAAACACGAGUAGAACUGUGAGUUGAAAUAGAUGAAUCCACUAUUGUAUCUGGAGAAUUCAACUCCCCUCUAACAGAAAUGGACAGAUCUAGCAGGCAGAAAAUUGGUAAAGACAGAGUUGAACUCAGCAGUGCCAUCAAUCAAUGGGAUCUAAUUGACAUCAAUAGAUGACUUCAUCCCGCAGUUGCACAAUGCACGUUUUUCUCAAGCUCACAUGGACUAUUCACUAGGAUACACCACAUUCCAGGUCACAAAACACACCUCACAAAUUUCAACAUAUUCUGUAUGCUCUCAGACCACACUAGAGUUAAACUAGAAAUCAAUCAACAGAAAUAGGUAGAAAAUCCCAGAAUAUGUGGAAAUUAAACAACACAUCCCUAAAUAACACAUAGGUGAAAGAACAAAUCUCAAGGGAGACUUAACAAUACUUGGAACUAAAUGAAAACGAAAUACAGUCUACCAAAAUUUGCAGGAUACAGCAUCAGAUGCAUAUAUUGGAAAAGCAGAAGAUCUAAAAAAAUCUAAGUUUCCACCUAGAAAAAGAAGAGCAAAUUAAAUCCAAAGUAAGCAGAAGAAAAGAAGUAUUUUUUUAAAAAUUAGAGCAGAAAUCAAUGAAAUUGGAAAUAGAAAAACAGAAAAACAAUGAAACAAAAGCUAGUUCUUUGAAAAGGUCAACAGACUCAAUAGGCCUCUUGCCAGGUUAAUUGAGAAAAAGAGGGAGAAGACACACACUGCUAACAUCAGAAAUAAAUGAGGAGAUAGUACUAUAGUUGAAAAUUAUAUGGAUAAUAAAGGAAUAUUACAAAUAAUUCUAAGCCCUCAAAUCAGAUAACCUAGAUGAAAUGGAUCAGUUCCUUAAAGGACACAAUCUGCCAAAACUUGCACAAGAAGAGAUAUGAAUAGGCCUCUAUAUAUUAAAGAAACUGAAUCAAUAAUUAAUAACUUCCCAAAGAGAAAGCACCAGGCCUAAAUGGGUUCACUGGUUAAUUCUACCAAAUAUUUAAGGAAGAAAUUCUUCCAAUUUUCUACAGUAUCUUCCAGAAGAUAGAAGCAGAGGCAAUACUCCCUACUCAUUCUGAAGCUGGCAUUUCCCUAAUCAAAACUAGACAAAGAUAUUAUAAGCAAAGAGAACUACGGAGCUAUCUCUAUCAUGAACACAGAUGCAAAAGUCAUAAGAAAACUAACAAUUUGAUUCCAACAAUAUAUAAAAAGAAUUAUACACCAUAACCAAGUGGGAUUCAUCCCAGGUACGCAAGGCUAGCUCAACAUUCAAAAAUUAACUGUACUCUAUCACAUCCCACAGGCUAAAGAAGAAAAAUCACGUUUAUAUCAAUAAAUGCAGAAAAAAACAUUUGACAAAAUCUAACACCUAUCCUUGAUAAAACAAUAAUAAUAACCGUCAACAAACUAGGCAUAGGGAACCUCCUAACUCGAAAAACCUAGAGCCAACAUCACACUUAAGUGGAGAGAAACUAGAUACUUUCCCACUAAGAUCAGGAACAGGGCAAGGAUGUCCCCUCUCCCCAUUUGUUUUCAGCAUCUUGUUGGAAGUCCUAGCCAAGACAAGAGACAAGGAAAGGAAAUACAAGGUGCUUUGGACUGAAUAUUUGUAUCCCCUCAAGGUUCAUAUGUUGAAACCCUAAUUCCCAUAGGGAUAGUAGCUGGAGCUGAGGCCUCUGGGUGGGGGGAGGGGGGAGGGGGAUUGGGUCAGGAGGGUGGGGCUCUCAUGAUCAUUAGUGCCCUUCUAUAGGAGACUGCUUGCUUCUCCCUUCCUCCGUCUCUGCCAGCAGAGGAUACAAGACAAUGGUCAUCUGUAAACAAGGAAUAGGGCCCCCACCAAGAACCCAAACACCCUGGCAUGCUGAUCCAACCUUCAGAACUGUGAGAAAUAAAUGUGUGUUGCUUAAGCCUC